AUGAGCUCCACAACUCCUUUGGACCCCCGCGUACUGGACGCUAUGGCGCCCUUCAUGAUUGGCAGCUACGGCAAUCCUCAUUCGCGUACUCAUCAGUUCGGCUGGGAAGCCGAAAGUGUGGUAGAAAAGGCGCGUAAGCAGGUGGCGGACUUGAUUGGUGCGGACGCCAAGGAGAUUAUCUUUACGAGUGGUGCCACGGAAUCAAACAAUUUAAGUAUUAAGGGCGCCGCACACUUUUACGCCAAGCGCGGGAAACACGUCAUCACUACACAGACAGAGCACAAGUGUGUGUUGGAUUCUUGUCGUUCACUGGAAUUGGAAGGUUACGAUGUCACGUACUUGCCGGUGCAGCACGCUACGGGGCGUGUGGAUAUGGAUCUCCUCAAGGCCACGAUUCGUGAGGACACGGUAUUGCUCUCCGUCAUGGCCGUCAACAACGAAAUUGGUACCCUACAACCGCUGGAAGAGAUUGGGACCCUGUGCCGUGACAACAAGAUUGUUUUCCACUGCGACGCGGCGCAGAUGCUUGGCAAGAUGCCGCUUGACGUUGACAAGUAUAAGAUUGAUCUCAUGUCGAUGAGUUCGCACAAAGUAUAUGGUCCCAAGGGCAUCGGUGGUCUCUACAUUCGCCGUCGUCCCCGUGUCCGCCUCGAACCGAUGAUGUCUGGUGGUGGCCAGGAACGUGGAUUGCGUUCGGGAACUUUGUCCCAUUUUUUGUGCGCCGGCUUUGGCGCCGCUUGUGAGAUUGCCAACAAGGAAAUGGAUUACGAUCACGAGUGGAUCACGUACCUUUCUAAAAAGCUGCAGAAUGGAAUUGAAGAACGAAUUCCGGAGGUUGUCCGCAACGGUGAUCCGGAACACAACUAUAUCGGUUGUUUGAAUUAUUCUUUUGCCUAUGUCGAAGGCGAAUCGUUGCUCAUGGCGCUCAAAAAUAUUGCCGUCUCGUCCGGGUCUGCGUGUACGUCAGCUUCGUUGGAACCGUCGUAUGUGUUGCGUGCCUUGGGUGUAGACGACGAACUCGCCCACAGCAGCUUACGCUUUGGUCUCGGCCGCUUCACGACGGAAGAAGAAGUGGACUUUGUUUUGGAAUUGUUGGAAAAGCACGUAUCGCGCUUGCGCGAAAUGUCUCCAUUGUGGGAAAUGGUACAAGAAGGCAUCGACCUUAAAACCAUCCAGUGGACGCAGGAUGCGCACCACCAUUAA
Molecule: messenger RNA, 1203 nt
Organism: Phaeodactylum tricornutum CCAP 1055/1
Lineage: Eukaryota; Bacillariophyta; Bacillariophyceae; Surirellales; Neidiaceae
Gene: IscS
Product: precursor of desulfurase cysteine desulfurase IscS
Exons: 1
Coding region: 1-1203 (400 amino acids)
Biological process (GO): [2Fe-2S] cluster assembly
Cellular component (GO): cytosol; mitochondrion
Molecular function (GO): pyridoxal phosphate binding; cysteine desulfurase activity
Source: RefSeq, a predicted model, not a curated record